Messenger RNA from Necator americanus (New World hookworm), 1485 nucleotides. RefSeq lists its product as uncharacterized. The record is from RefSeq and is a predicted model, not a curated record. The transcript is spliced from 14 exons. NCBI's taxonomy places the organism in Eukaryota, Metazoa, Nematoda, Chromadorea, Rhabditida, Ancylostomatidae. The coding region runs from base 1 to 1485 and encodes 494 amino acids.
AUGUACGUGCUAAUUAUGAAUAAUUCGAAAGCUUUACAUCAUGAGAAAGGUGGAGCAACAUGUCGAAGAGAAAUACAAAGGAUAUUCUCUGAGACGACUGCACCACGAACACAGCUGAUGCUGCCGUUUUGUUCAAUUCUUGCUGUAAUUCUCGUCGGUGGUAAUCUUGCCAGAGCAGAAAUCUGCCCUCCUGGUGGCUUUGGUAGAGAACUGAUGGACGACAGAAUCAGGGCUACAUUUCUACACAUGACUAACAACUACCGCUCCAUCAUAGCUCGUGGUGAAGGAAUAAUGAGUGCUGGUAUAAGAGCUCCUCCUGCUUCGCAGAUGAGGAGAAUGGAAUAUGAUUGUGAUGUGGAGGAAAAGGCAGUAGAAGCUGCUUGCAACAUCAACUCGCUGCACAAUUUCAAUCGUAAAGCAUUCGCGAACGUAUACAUGGACCCUAUGGAAGCAGCUCAAAAGGCCGUUAGAGCAUGGUACAGGGAAACAGCAGUAGGCUCAUUGUUGCAAUCACCGGGGCAAGGAAAUCUUUAUCAUCCGAAUCUUGGUAUACCUCACUUCGCAAAGAUGGUUUGGGAAUCUAGCGUGAAGCUGGGCUGCACUGUUGCAAACUGUUAUUCAUCAUAUAAGUUAGCUGUAGUGUGCGUCUAUGAACCGAGUUCAUUUGCUGUUGGCAGGCAGAUCUACGAAAUGGGAAAUACAUGCAGUCGUUGCAAAGAUGUGUGCGGAACAGAUGGUCUCUGCCCUCCAAACUGGUCCCCUUACGGAGGUGUUGCAACAACAACAACAACAACAACAACAACGACAACGACAACGACAACGACAACAACAACACCGGCACCAGCACCAGCACCAGCAACAACAACGCACAUCGGAAUGUGCACCUCUUCUGAUGGACAUGUUGAUACAGAAUGGAUAAACGACGAAGUGAGAAGAGAAUUUCUAUUCAUGACUAACAGUUACCGCUCCCUCGUAGCUCGCGGUAAAGUGGUAAUGAAAGGUAAUGUAAGAGUUAGUCCUGCUUCGAAGAUGAAGAAAAUGGCAUAUAACUGUGAAAUGGAGGUGAAGCUGGCGUCGGAACUCUGUAAUGUCCGGACCGAUCAUUGUGAUGAGGAUGAGGAGAGCUAUGAUGGAAACAUUCAUGUUACCUUUCUAGAAGACGUGCCGUCGCCCAUCUAUGCAGCUCAGAAGGCCGUUAGAAGAUGGUGGAGUGAAAUUCCAUUCGGUACAAUGUUGCAGGGACCAGGUCAAAACAAUCGUUACCAAGAAAAUCUUCGCAUACCAGCUUUUGCAAGGAUGAUUUGGGAUUCUAAUACGAACCUAACAUGCAAUAUAAAGUAUUGUUAUUCGCUGAAAAAAUUGGCUAUUGGAUGUAUCUAUCAGCCGAACUACUUUGCUGUUGGAAGGCCAAUCUACAAGAUGGGUCCUACCUGCAGUCUUUGCAAACAGAAGUGCGACACGAGUGGGCUCUGCGAAGUGUCUUAG